UCAUCUUAUAACCGGGCAAUACUAGCGUUUGACAUGACCUACGCUUGUAGUUAUUAAAUGUCUUUCCGUUUUGUUGUUGUAUUACACUAGAGCAUGAGUAAAUACAUUUUACCUGUUUCGGUAAUUGGAACUGUUAUUGGUGUUAGCGUAUUGUUGAGGGAUCAUGUUACCGGGGGUGCUUGUCCCAGUAAAGCGAAGAUUAAAGGCAAGACUGUGGUAAUUACAGGAGCUAAUACUGGCAUAGGGAAGGAGACUGCACGCGACCUGGCCAAGAGAGGGGGCCGGAUCAUCAUGGGCUGCCGGGACGAGGAGAAGUGUGAGGCAGCGGCUCGCGAGAUCCGAAGUGACACCUGCAACCAUCACGUUUAUGCGCGGAGGCUCGACCUGGCCUCUGUGGCGUCCAUCCGGGAGUUCGUCAGUAGGGUGAACCAGGAGGAGGAGCGAGUGGACAUACUGAUAAACAAUGCGGGGGUGAUGAGGUGUCCAGCCUGGAGGACGGAGAAUGGCUUCGAAAUGCAGUUUGGUGUUAAUCAUUUAGGUCACUUUCUGCUCACGAACCUUCUGCUGGACAAGCUGAAGAGCUCGGCCCCGAGCCGCAUCAUCAACCUGUCCUCGCUGGCCCACGUCGUGGGAGAAAUGGAUUUUGACGACCUCAACUGGGAAAAGAAGAAGUACGACACUAAGAAAGCCUACUGCCAAAGCAAGCUUGCCAAUGUGCUGUUUACCAGGGAACUCGCCGGAAGGCUGCAAGGCACUGGGGUUACCGUGAAUGCACUGCACCCGGGGGUGGUGGCCACAGACCUGGGGCGGCACACAGGCAUGCACCAAUCCCAGUUCUCCAGCACGAUCCUUGGCCCCAUGUUCUACUUGCUGGUGAAGACGCCGACUCAGGGGGCCCAGCCCAGCGUCUUCUUGGCUGUGGCGGAGGAACUGGAGGUCGUCACGGGCAAGUACUUCGACGUGCUGAAGGAGAAGGACCCAGCGCCCCAAGCCCAGGACCAGGAGGCGGCCCGCCGGCUGUGGGAGGCCAGCGCCCGGCUGGUGGGCCUGAGUCCGGACACGACAGCCGGCUCUGUCCCAGCGCAGAAGUGAGGAUCCGGACAGGGUGGAGCCCAGCGCAGCACGGAAGAUCCUGAAUCCCAAUGCCUCCACAAUUAUGUAUAAUUAAAUAGGGUUCCCCUGCCGCUAUAAUCAGGGAUGUAGCUAGAAAUGUCACCUUCUGCCCCCUGGCCAAUUUUAAGUAUUUAAGGGUCCCUGUGAAGUGCCAGCGAACCCACAGCCCUGCCUGUAAUUAUCACUUACCAUUAAAAAAAACAGAGCAUUGUGAAUAAGGGUCUGUUUUUUAAAUGUCCUAACCUACACUGUAUGAAGUUCACCUGCUCAUUAAUACAGCCUUCACCUCUAAACAGCAAACUGUGGCUAUAACUGAAUACAUGCAGCACACAGACGGGGGUCAGGAGGUGCAGUGCCUGCUUGGCUCAGCAUUAGAAUGGCUAAUCUGUGCGAUCUAAGCAAUUUUAACACGGUAUGAUUUUUGGCAUCAGAUAUGGUGGUUCCAAGCUUCCCAGAAACUGACACCGUCCUGUGAUUUUCACACACUGCAGUAUCUAGGGCUUACAGAGCAGUGUGAGGAAUAACAAACGUCCAAUUAUCAGCAGUUGAUGCCAUUUUAUGCUUGUUUUACCAUUUAGGCCUUCAGUCAGUGUGGGGCAGUGUUUGGCUCGGUGAGUCAGCGAUCUGUCCCCAGAAGGUCAUGGGUUUGAGUCCUGACACAUCACCACCGGGCCCUUGAGUGAGCCCCCUAACCCCAACUGGUCUUGAAGCACUGGAUGCUGGCUCACCCCGUGCUCUGAUCCCGAAAAACCUGUGCUGACCAGUUUAUACACACAAGAUGGGGUUUGUGAAAACUCCCCAAUUUCCCUACGGUGGUCAAUAAAGUACCUCUAGUCUUUUACAUGAUCUGGUGUAUCUGUCUUUUUACUUUAACUGUCAGGUCAUUAAAAAGAUACAAAAGCUUUCAUUUAUUUGCUUGUACUGCAUCAGAAAAACGUGACUGGUUUUCUUGUUGAAUUUUUCUAGCAAUGGCAGUUCUUUUAAUGGCAAAUUGACGUUUUCUUGUUUCUUGUUUUCUGUCUGAACAUUUUAUUCUUACUCCUUUGUCUGGCAUGUUGUUCAGCUUUGUCUGCCUCUGUUUGUCCUUCUGCAUUACUGGGUUGACGGCUUGUCGGUAGGAUUGUGUGCCAAAGUAGAAAGACUGAUUCCUUGGGUUCUGUGUGGAUGGGGAGGCUUUACCCUUUCUGGAAUUUAAAUCUAGAUCAGCUAGUCAAGCUGCUCCCCCCUCUGCUGUGCCUGUAUCCCUAAACUCAUCUUCCUCUGGUUCAGGUGAGUGGGGAGGUGCUGACGACUCCCCCUGGUGGAUUCUGUACCUCUUCGCACUGAUGUUCAAGUAAGCCUCCUACCUCAUCAGACCUGAAACCCACCCAUUGUCCUGCCUUUUCAUCAGCUUUCUGAGCUCCUUUUUUUUGGAUGAUCUGCUGUGGGUUUGUAGCAUAGACAGACAUGAAUAACAUCUGCUAAUCUUGGAGCUGGCAGGGGUGGAGUUUGUGUCGAUGUCUUCAUGAAUCCUGGUUCCUGGUUGUUCGGCAAUCCGUCUCUAAACCUUCUCUCAUUAAAAUCUGAAAUACUGUUUAUGAGAGACUGUGAGAAUACAUUUUAAAGCCUAUACUUUUCCUUUUAAAAUACUGCAGAAUGGUGAAUCUGGUUUAUUUGGUAUAUGCUAAACCAGUUUAAACCUGAAAAAAAUGCCAUUCAGAUAUUCACAUUACAUUCAGCCUCUGGUCUGGCAAAACUAUAAAAUAUUAUAAGAUUUUAAAUGUAUACACACAUACAAAUAUAAAAUAUUUAUACAAAUUGUGAAUGUGUGUGUGUAUAUAGAUGUAAAUUUAAAAAAAAAAUAAAUGAGCUAUUUUAUUUUUAAGCAAAGGCAAGGCUGCAUUGCUUUGAGGCUGGUGGCACUAUUCUUGGGUAUUAGUGUAAGAGAAUCUGAUUAUGCUGCUGUUAAUUGUACAUGUGCAUUUAAAUCAUCAUGGUCGUCGUUAAAAAUUGUUUUUGAAAUUCAUGUUCUAUGAAAUUUGUUCCUAAUAAAAUUUUAAAUGAGUCAGUGUA
This is a messenger RNA of Paramormyrops kingsleyae, 3165 nucleotides long. Its product is annotated as retinol dehydrogenase 13. NCBI's taxonomy places the organism in Eukaryota, Metazoa, Chordata, Actinopteri, Osteoglossiformes, Mormyridae. The record is from RefSeq and is a predicted model, not a curated record.